AUGUCUGAAGCACGUGACAUAUCCUGUGGAUACAGUUUGCACAAAUCAAACCCUGACUGUCAACCGACACCGGGACCAUGUGACAGAAUUCACACAGAAGAGAAGCCAUUUUCAUGUACAGAAUGUGAGAAGUGUUUUAGUCGGAAGUCAUAUCUUGUUCAACAUCAGAGAAUUCACACAGGAGAGAAACCGUAUUCAUGCUCAGAAUGUGAGAAGAGUUUUAGUCAUAAAAUAAAUCUUGCACGUCAUGAGAAAAUUCACACAGGAGAGAAGCUGUUUUCAUGUACAGAAUGUGAGAAGUGUUUUCGCCAGAAGUCAAUUCUUUUUCAACAUCAGAGAAUUCACACAGAAGAGAAGCCAUUUUCAUGUACAGAAUGUGAGAAGUGUUUUAGUCAGAAGUCACAUCUUGUUCAACAUCAGAGAAUUCACACAGGAGAGAAGCCGUUUUCAUGUACAGAAUGUGAGAAGUGUUUUAGUCAAAAGUCAGAUCUUGUUCAACAUCAGAUUAUUCAUACAGGGAUAAAGCCAUUUAAAUGUACAGAAUGUGAGAAAUGUUUUAAAGAUAAAUCAAAUCUUUUGAAACAUUUAAAAAUUCACACGAGGAAGUAG
Bufo bufo (common toad) is the source of this 609-nucleotide messenger RNA. RefSeq names its product gastrula zinc finger protein XlCGF71.1-like. Gene Ontology annotation, biological process: regulation of transcription by RNA polymerase II. The transcript is spliced from 2 exons. The record is from RefSeq and is a predicted model, not a curated record. Bases 1 to 609 code for a protein of 202 amino acids. Lineage: Eukaryota; Metazoa; Chordata; Amphibia; Anura; Bufonidae. Gene Ontology annotation, molecular function: DNA-binding transcription factor activity, RNA polymerase II-specific; RNA polymerase II cis-regulatory region sequence-specific DNA binding.